GGUGCGAGCGCGGAGCGGGGCCUGGGCAGCAGCGGGACCGUAGGACCUCGCGCUGCGUUCGCGGGCUCCGGGGCGGGGGCGGCGGCGGCAAAGCCCCCUCCCCGGGGAGGCGGGGCCUGGGCGAGCUCCCCAGAGGGGGAGCGGCGGCGGCCGGGAAGGAUGCAUCAGAAGCUACUGAAGAGCGCGCAUUACAUAGAGCUGGGCAGCUACCAGUACUGGCCGGUCCUGGUGCCCCGCGGCAUCCGCCUCUACACCUACGAGCAGAUCCCUGUGUCCCUCAAGGACAACCCGUACAUCACCGACGGCUACCGGGCCUACCUGCCCUCCAGGCUGUGUAUCAAAAGUUUGUUUAUUUUAUCUAAUGAGACAGUAAACAUCUGGAGUCAUUUGCUGGGUUUUUUUCUCUUCUUUACCCUGGGAAUAUAUGAUAUGACAUCAGUGUUACCUUCGGCAAGUGCGUCCAGAGAAGAUUUUGUAAUUUGUUCUAUUUGUCUUUUCUGCUUCCAGGUCUGUAUGCUUUGCUCUGUGGGCUAUCAUCUUUUUUCCUGCCAUCGAUCAGAAAAAACCUGUCGAAGAUGGAUGGCAUUAGAUUAUGCGGGAAUUUCUAUUGGAAUACUGGGAUGCUAUGUCUCUGGGGUAUUUUAUGCAUUUUAUUGUAAUAACUAUUGGCGUCAAGUGUACUUGAUCACAGUGCUCGCUAUGAUCCUGGCAGUGUUCUUUGCGCAGAUCCAUCCCAAUUACCUCACGCAGCAGUGGCAGAGGCUCCGCUCCAUCAUCUUCUGUUCCGUUUCGGGAUACGGAGUGAUCCCUACCCUUCACUGGGUUUGGCUCAAUGGAGGAAUCGGUGCUCCUAUUGUACAGGACUUUGCACCCCGUGUAAUUGUGAUGUAUGUGAUUGCUCUUCUUGCUUUCCUAUUCUACAUUUCCAAAGUUCCAGAACGAUACUUUCCAGGACAACUAAACUACCUCGGAUCAAGCCACCAGAUAUGGCAUAUCCUUGCAGUAGUGAUGUUAUAUUGGUGGCAUCAGUCAACAGUGUAUGUCAUGCAGUACAGGCAUAGCAAGCCUUGCCCUGACCAUGUUUCACAUUUGUGAAUUCAGGUAUGGCCGCCUGGUGUAUUCAGUCGUCAAGCAAUAUGUAAUGGGGAGUUGUAUACCCCACUAUUUCUAAGAUUCACAUUCAUUUUUCCUUUUUCCUCCUAUUUAAUAUAUCAUGAGUAAUACUUUAUAAAAAUGGAAAAAUAUACCUGGGGAUCUGUAAUAAUAACUGCUUUACGGCCCUUAAAACUACUAAUUUGCUGCUUGUACAGAAAGUGAAAAUUAGUUGACAUUUAUAAGAAACAUCUGAAUAACAAUGAAUGUGAAACCAGUGUAGAAACAGUAUUUGUUUUACUUAACACCAGCUUAAUUUCCUUAGGAAGGGCUUACCUCCAUUAUAAAAUGGAGUCAUCCUGUGUGAUUUCUUUAAUAGAAGAUACUUACAGUGGUUGUUCAAGUUGAAGUGCCUCAUCAAGGCCAGGGUUGCCAUAGCCUAUGCUUAACACAGCCAGAAGAGUGGUUUUGAAUCAUCACUAGCCUUUAAAUACAUGGUCUGCGAGAAACUGGCAUGUAAGACAGGAUUUCCUUUAGCUAUAGGCUCUCUUCUCCUUAGGAACAUUGGAUUUUUUAGUUUGCUAGAACAAAAACUUUAAACCUUUCCUCCUUUAAGUUGAGAGAGGCAUUAAGAGGAAAAGAACUUGCAUUGUCAUUUCCCAUCAGAUAAGAAGCGCAUUAAAAACUGAUUAUAUGACCAGGCAACCAAUUCUGUGGUCUAAUAACCAAGGCAUUCACAUUUAAGCUUUUUAAAUUCAAAGAAUAUUACUUAGUUCCGUAUAAUAAUUGCACUCUUGCCAGUGGAUUACAGAUUUUUGGUUCAAAAAUUCCUGUAGCAAAAUAGAGUUUCACCUCUCUGAAUUUGCAGUCCUAAAUUUCUUGAUCGAUGGGGGUUCCCAGUUAAAUGGGUGCUACUUACUUUCAAGGCCACAGAGUCCAGAUGGCCCAGGGUUGACCCCAAAAUGAACCUUAAGCCUUAGAACAAAGUCAUGCAGAUGCCCCAACUGAUGACAGGAUUAUUCCCUUGUACUCUAGUCUUUCCCUGUUUUAUGCAUGUGUUAGCAUUUUAUUGACAACUCAGAGUAUUGAUACACACUAUCUAGUAUUUGGGCCUGAAACAUUAUUCUUUAUUGUAUAUACCUAAGAAAUAGGUCUCACUGCCCUAGCAUACAACGCUCUUCUUGUUCGUGGUCUUUUCAUAUGUAUAAAUUAAAUCCCUUUUGAAGCAGUCAUUCACAAAAACAUGUUCAUUGGAAUAUAUAAAAUAUCCAAAUUUCUUAGUGGAAUAAUAUAUAAAAUAUUAUCCAAAUUUCUUCAGAACAUUGGAAUUCCUAAAUAUCAGAAGUGUUGAUUAAUGGCAAAGCUUAUUUCCACAUUGCCAUUUAUACAUCUCAUAUUAGAAAUUUAAUGUGCCUCCAUUUAUGCAUCUGUAAAAUUUUGUUUCUUUUCAGUAUAGUGUUUUUGGAAUAUAAAUUCCC
This is a messenger RNA of Callorhinus ursinus (northern fur seal), 2570 nucleotides long. It is a transcript of the gene PAQR3, whose product is annotated as progestin and adipoQ receptor family member 3. Lineage: Eukaryota; Metazoa; Chordata; Mammalia; Carnivora; Otariidae. Gene Ontology annotation, molecular function: signaling receptor activity. The record is from RefSeq and is a predicted model, not a curated record. Gene Ontology annotation, cellular component: membrane.